UCAUUCAGAUAGUUGGGCUCCUGUCAGGCUGUAAACGCCCAAAUUGACAAAGAAGAGAGAGAGACGUACACAGAGAAAUGGGUGGAGCUGGGCAGGUGAUGAAGAGAAUCCCACGCAUUAAAUUCCCACAAAGACACCCUAAAUCCUCAGCCUCAGCUAUGUCAACAAAUGAGGAUGCUCAUCUAAUAUUCACUUCAACGUCGGAGGUUCCAGCCCCACCCAUCAACACUGCCAUGGGAGGGAAAGCUUCUCUUCAGCCCAAACGUACACCUGUUUCAGACAGAGAGAUAGAGGCCAUUCUGCUGGGUGCUCCUGAUCUUGGCUGAAGUUGAAGCACAAUGUAGUUUUGAAUUUCCAUAUCAUUUUUCCCCCUUAACUCCUGGAAUAAGAAACUGUGUGUUCUCAGGAAACUCAUGAUAAAACAUGUCUAGCGAAAGAAAGACGACCUUUGGUCACCUGACCAGGGCAUUGUAAUUUUUUGUUCAAGAAUCAAUUUCCCUGGAUGUAAUUGUUUUCUGCAUUAAUCAGCUAAAAAUCAAGGGGCCUUUUCUUGUGGGUAACUUGAUACACUUUCUUCUGCUUUGAAUUCGCGAUCUGGGUUUUGCUCUGUUGCCAUUAUACUGUCUUUGGUGAAAUAUUAUUGCUGGUUCAUGUUGGUUCUUGA
This is a messenger RNA of Vitis riparia (riverbank grape), 664 nucleotides long. RefSeq lists its product as uncharacterized. The transcript is spliced from 3 exons. The record is from RefSeq and is a predicted model, not a curated record. The coding region runs from base 78 to 326 and encodes 82 amino acids. NCBI's taxonomy places the organism in Eukaryota, Viridiplantae, Streptophyta, Magnoliopsida, Vitales, Vitaceae.